GAUUCCAUUACUAUGGCUUUUAUAAUUUUAUAUCCGGCCGUUGCCAUGCUGGCUCUGUUCAUCGUAGGAGUCAUAAUGAUUCUGUUGAGGUACGGCCCUGUUUUGUGCAAGGUGAGACAUCAUGCUCUGCCUGAUGAAUCCGAUUGGCACAGUAAGACGUAUGAACAGAAGAUUACGUAUGCUUGAAGGAAGGUAUGUUGGUUGUUUUGAAUGGUAAGGGAUUUUGUCUAAACGUCUAAGAAGAAGAAUCUCAUGCAAAUCUUUUAAAAUAUUACUAGGCCAUGUUAUGAAGAACUUUCCAUA
This is a messenger RNA of Ctenocephalides felis (cat flea), 303 nucleotides long. RefSeq lists its product as uncharacterized. The record is from RefSeq and is a predicted model, not a curated record. The transcript has a single exon. NCBI's taxonomy places the organism in Eukaryota, Metazoa, Arthropoda, Insecta, Siphonaptera, Pulicidae. The coding region runs from base 13 to 186 and encodes 57 amino acids.